Messenger RNA from Musa acuminata AAA Group (dessert banana), 1623 nucleotides. Its product is annotated as tricetin 3',4',5'-O-trimethyltransferase-like. The coding region runs from base 39 to 1133 and encodes 364 amino acids. The transcript has 4 exons. Lineage: Eukaryota; Viridiplantae; Streptophyta; Magnoliopsida; Zingiberales; Musaceae. Gene Ontology annotation, biological process: methylation. The record is from RefSeq and is a predicted model, not a curated record. Gene Ontology annotation, molecular function: S-adenosylmethionine-dependent methyltransferase activity; protein dimerization activity; O-methyltransferase activity.
CGCUAUCACCACACUUGUUCUGCUACUCUUUGGUGGACAUGGGAUCGCUCAAGGACGUGAUGCAGCUGACCCCCGAGGAGGAUGAGGAGGCGUGCAUCUACGCGAUGCAGCUGUCCGGCGGCUCCGUCCUCCCCAUGGCCCUCAAGGCGGCCACCGAGCUCCAGAUCCUCGAGACUAUCGUCAAGGCCGGACCCGGAGCCGAGCUGAGCCCUGCCGACAUCGCCGCCCAGCUGCCCACCGAGAACCCUGGAGCGGCGGCCGUCAUGGUAGAUCGGAUCCUCCGUUUACUCGCCGCCUUCCGCGUGGUCAGCUGCACCGUCGAGGACGGCGACGAUGGCCGACCCUCGCGCAAGUAUGCCGCCGCGCCCGUCUGCAAGUACUUGACCAAGAACGACGACGGCGUGUCCCUGGCCGCUCUGGCCUUGUUAAACCAAGACAAAGUCCUCAUGGAGUGCUGGUACUACUUGAAGGACGCGGUGUUGGAAGGCAGCAUCCCUUUCAACAAGGCCUACGGGAAGACGGCGUUCGAGUACCCAAGCACCGACGCCCGGUUUAACCACGUGUUCAACGAAGGCAUGAGGAGCCACUCUACCAUCUUUACCAAGAAGCUGCUCCAGAACUACCGCGGCUUCGACGACGUCAAGGUGCUCGUCGACGUCGGCGGCGGCACCGGCGCCACCCUCCGCAUGAUCACCUCCGAGCACCCUCACAUCAAGGGCAUCAACUUCGACCUCCCUCAUGUCAUCUCCGACGCACCGCCCUGUCCAGGUGUAGACCACAUUAGUGGAGACAUGUUUGAGAGCAUUCCAAGUGGAGGAGACGCAAUCUUUAUGAAGUGGAUUCUUCAUGACUGGAGCGACGAGCACUGUGCAAAGUUGCUAAAGAACUGUUGGAAGGCUCUACCUGAGGAUGGAAAAGUGAUAGCGGUGGAAAGUAUUCUACCAGUAGUUCCAGAGCCCAGUCCUCUAGCCCAGAGUGUCUGUAUUGGAGAUCUGGUUAUGUUGGCUUAUAAUCCUGGAGGCCGAGAGAGGACCCAAAGGGAAUUGCAACACUUGGCAAGAGAAGCUGGCUUCUCAGGAUUCAAUUUCACCUAUGUGUUUGCUGCCACUUGGGUCAUAGAAUUCACCAAGUAGAUUAGGAUUUCUAUUGUUGGCCGAUCCAUCCAUGCUAAUUCUGCUAGUAUUAUCUUGCUUGAUUUGCUUUGAGUUCCUUCGUCAUUUACCUUCAUCCAAAAUAAAUUUUAGUUCUACCCUAUUGCUUGAAGUAUUUUAUCUUCUUCAGCUAUCUACGAGAAAAUCUGUUGAGGGAAAUCCUCUAUUCUGUUAAGGAAAAUAUUUUCUCAUAAUCUGUAUAAAUAAGAGAGGGAUAUGUUACUGUAUUCGAGCUAAAGCUACUCUAAUAAAGUUUCUUCAAUAAAACUUCUUCAAUAAUUAUUCUUAUCUUCUAUUUUUUCCAUCAUGUUUAUUUUCCGUCGUUAGGCUGUCGGUGCAACAAAUAUCUUUCCUCCUCGGCGAACGGUAAUUGUCUUCUCCACUAUGGCAGCGAUCUGCCACCAUCUUGCGGGGGCAUGAUAACCAUAGCAACCGUAACAACAGCAACAAUGAUCUAUUCUUGCCAUACUUA